Molecule: messenger RNA, 477 nt
Organism: Rhipicephalus microplus (southern cattle tick)
Lineage: Eukaryota; Metazoa; Arthropoda; Arachnida; Ixodida; Ixodidae
Product: neprilysin-1-like
Biological process (GO): protein processing
Cellular component (GO): plasma membrane
Molecular function (GO): metalloendopeptidase activity
Source: RefSeq, a predicted model, not a curated record
AUGUACGACGACCGAGGCAAACUGGUCGAGUGGUGGACGCGGCAGACGCACCGCAAGUUCAUCACGGGUUCGCGCUGCCUGCUCGAGCAGUACGACCUGUUCAGCAACCCGGUCACCGGCAAGAAGUUGAGCAUCAAUGGCACGCUCGAAAUCAACAUUGCCGACAAUGCCGGACUGAGGCAAGCCUUCAAGGCAUACCGCGUGUACAUGAUCAAGUACGAGGAGCUUUACGGCAUGUACGCCAUUCCCGGUACGGAGCCGUACACAAUGGACCAAAUUUUCUUCAUCGCCUAUGCGCUUUCGAGGUGUGAAGUGGCCCGCAAGAGGUCCAUGUACUCUUACCUCAACCCGCGAGAAACGACACCCAGCCGCUACAGGACCAUCGUACCACUGAUGAACUUCGAGCGGUUCUCGGAGGCGUUUGGCUGCCGUGUUGGCACCAUCAUGAACCCCGAGCAGAAGUGCAUCGUCUGGUGA